GGCCUCACUGGAGCGGAGGACCCCUCUCUGGGUACCAGGCGAGCGCGUCCGGCCUGUGCCCAGGCUACCACGGCGGAGCUGUGUUUCUGAUCGAGUCUGUCUCUCUGUUUUUCCGUCCCUUCCCGGUCCAUUUGUCUGUCUCUCUCCUUAGAUCCUCCGUCUCUCUCUUUCUCUUCGCCCCUCUUCUUGCUCUCUCCGGGCCCUGACGACCCCGCCGCCCCCUCUCGACCUCUGUCUCGCUCCUCCUGCUCCUGCGCCCCGUCACUCCAUCUCUAAUUCUCCCUCCAGUAUCGGAUUCCUCCCUGGGGUCCCGCUGGGUCCCCGCCGUCCCUCCCUCGCCUCUGACCAGCCCCCCCGGGGUCUCCCUCUAGUUCUCACCUCCUGCUUUCCCGCCUCCCCUCCGGUCCCUUUCUCCCUCCGGGGAUCUGAGUCUGCCUCGAGGCCCAGCCGUCCCUCCCGGCCACCCUUCCCCGCCAGGGCCGAGCCCUCCCCUCUCGCCCCCUCCCGCGGGCGGGGGGCGGGGCCGUGACGCGCGGGGCGGAGGCAGGAAAGCGGAGCUGACGCCUCGGCGGCGUCCCGCGGCCCCGGCCUUUUGUGCGGGCAGAGGGCGGCGGGGUUGGGCGGGGGUGGGGGGCACGGCAGCCAAAGAAGGAGAGGCGGCUGACCGGCGGGGACGCCUAACGCCUCCCAGCCCUGCACAGCCCGGCCCGGCCCUGCCCUGCGGCUGGGCGCGCCCGCCGCGCCGCAUCCAUGUUCGACACAACCCCCCACUCUGGCCGGAGCACGCCAAGCAGCUCUCCAUCCCUCCGUAAGCGCCUACAGCUCUUGCCCCCAAGCCGACCCCCGCCUGAGCCGGAACCGGGCACCAUGGUGGAGAAGGGGUCGGAUAGCUCCUCAGAGAAGGGUGGGGUGCCCGGGACACCCAGCACCCAGAGCCUGGGCAGCCGGAACUUCAUCCGCAACAGCAAGAAGAUGCAGAGCUGGUACAGUAUGCUGAGCCCCACGUACAAACAGCGGAACGAGGACUUCCGGAAACUGUUCAGCAAACUCCCUGAAGCAGAACGCCUCAUUGUGGAUUACUCCUGUGCCUUGCAGCGUGAGAUCCUCCUCCAGGGCCGCCUCUAUCUCUCCGAGAACUGGAUCUGCUUCUACAGCAACAUCUUCCGCUGGGAGACAACCAUCUCCAUCCAGUUGAAGGAAGUGACGUGUCUGAAGAAGGAAAAGACGGCCAAGCUGAUCCCCAAUGCCAUCCAGAUCUGCACGGAGAACGAGAAGCAUUUCUUCACCUCCUUUGGGGCCCGAGAUCGCUGCUUCCUCCUCAUCUUCCGCCUCUGGCAGAACGCGCUGCUUGAAAAGACGCUGAGUCCCCGCGAGCUCUGGCAUCUGGUGCAUCAGUGCUACGGCUCAGAGCUGGGUCUCACCAGCGAGGAUGAGGACUAUGUCUGCCCCUUGCAGCUGAAUGGCCUAGGGAGCCCGAAGGAUGUGGGCGAUGUAAUCGCCCUGAGCGACAUCACCCCCUCGGGGGCAGCUGACCACAGCCAGGAGCCGAGCCCCGCAGGUUCACGCCGUGGCCGCAUCACCCCCAACCUGUCCCGGGCCAGCAGUGAUGCAGACCAUGGGGCAGAGGAGGACAAGGAGGAGCAGACAGACAGUCAGCCAGACGCCUCCUCCAGCCAGACAGUGACCCCGGUGGCUGAACCCCCGAGCACAGAGCCCACCUCACCUGACGGGCCCACCUCCCUGGGUCCCUUGGAUCUGCUGCCCAGUGAGGAACUAUUGACGGACACGAGUAACUCCUCCUCAUCCACGGGGGAGGAAGCCGACCUGGCGGCCCUGCUGCCUGACCUCUCCGGCCGUCUCCUCAUCAACUCCGUCUUCCACGUGGGUGCCGAGCGACUCCAGCAGAUGCUCUUCUCAGACUCGUCCUUCCUGCAGGACUUCCUGCAGCAGUGCAAGUUCACAGACGUGACCUUGAGCCCCUGGAGCGGGGACAGCAAGUGCCACCAGCGCCGAGUGCUGACCUACACCAUUCCCAUCAGCAACCCGCUGGGGCCCAAGAGCGCCUCUGUGGUGGAGACACAGACGCUGUUCCGGCGCGGCCCCCAGGCGGGAGGGUGUGUGGUGGACUCCGAGGUGCUGACGCAGGGCAUCCCUUACCAAGACUACUUCUACACUGCCCACCGCUACUGCAUCCUGGGCCUCGCCCGGAACAAGGCCCGCCUCCGAGUGUCCUCCGAGAUCCGCUACCGGAAGCAGCCCUGGAGCCUCGUGAAGUCCCUCAUUGAGAAGAACUCGUGGAGCGGCAUCGAGGAUUACUUCCACCACCUGGAGCGAGAGCUCGCCAAGGCUGAGAAGCUGUCCCUGGAGGAAGGCGGGAAGGACGCGCGGGGCUUGCUGUCCAGCCUGCGCCGGCGGAAGCGGCCUCUGAGCUGGAGGGCUCACGGUGAUGGGACCCCGCACCCGGACCCUGACCCCUGUGCCCGGACUGGCAUGCACACCUCGGGCUCCCUCAGCUCCCGCUUCUCAGAACCGUCUGUGGACCAGGGCCCCGGGGCGGGCACCCCCAGCGCCCUGGUUCUCAUCAGCAUUGUGAUCUGUGUGAGCCUCAUCGUCCUCAUUGCCCUCAACGUCCUCCUCUUUUACCGCCUCUGGUCCCUGGAGAGGACAGCUCACACUUUUGAGUCCUGGCACAGUCUGGCCCUGGCCAAGGGUAAGUUCCCCCAGACGGCCACGGAGUGGGCGGAGAUCCUGGCCCUGCAGAAGCAGUUCCACAGCGUCGAGGUACACAAGUGGAGGCAGAUCCUGCGGGCUUCCGUGGAGCUCCUGGACGAGAUGAAGUUCUCACUGGAGAAGCUACAUCAAGGCAUCACCGUCUCAGACCCUCCCUUCGACUCCCAGCCACAGCCUGACGACAGCUUCUCCUGAGGACACACGGCCAUCCUCCUAAAUGGACAGACAGACACAGAGGCUCGGUGGCCACUGCUGGCACAGUGUGAGCACCGGGAGCCUCCCGCCCACCCCUCCCGGUGGCCUGGCCAGGGGCCACACAGACACGGGGACCACAGAACCGAGAUGCACUUUAGACCAGCGUGUGCGAGUCCAGCUGCCGUCACCUGCCCUGCCAGGGAGCUGGCCCGGCCUUUGGCAGGCCCCCCACUAACUUAUUGUGCCCGUCUGGGGUUGUGGGGGUGCCUCCUGGGGUGCACGAUUCCCUCAGCUCUGGGUUUAAUGUAUUAUAUUUAUUUGGGGCUGACAGAGCCCCAAUAAAAGGUUGGAAAUGAC
Cervus elaphus (red deer) is the source of this 3282-nucleotide messenger RNA. RefSeq names its product GRAM domain containing 1A (gene GRAMD1A). Gene Ontology annotation, biological process: intracellular sterol transport. The transcript is spliced from 20 exons. Gene Ontology annotation, molecular function: sterol binding; sterol transfer activity. The coding region runs from base 751 to 2925 and encodes 724 amino acids. The record is from RefSeq and is a predicted model, not a curated record. Lineage: Eukaryota; Metazoa; Chordata; Mammalia; Artiodactyla; Cervidae. Gene Ontology annotation, cellular component: endoplasmic reticulum membrane; plasma membrane; endoplasmic reticulum-plasma membrane contact site.